This is a messenger RNA of Helobdella robusta, 924 nucleotides long. RefSeq lists its product as hypothetical. Gene Ontology annotation, molecular function: oxidoreductase activity, acting on the CH-OH group of donors, NAD or NADP as acceptor. The transcript has 6 exons. Lineage: Eukaryota; Metazoa; Annelida; Clitellata; Rhynchobdellida; Glossiphoniidae. The coding region runs from base 1 to 924 and encodes 307 amino acids. Gene Ontology annotation, cellular component: lipid droplet. The record is from RefSeq and is a predicted model, not a curated record.
AUGGCAGGUGACAACGUGUUGGUCGAAUUUUUCAAACUAAUUUACACCAUUCUUUUCAGCAUAUUGGAAUCAAUUUUUUAUUGUUUCGUCUCUAAAAAAGAAAAAAGUGUAACCGAUGAAAUUGCUCUGGUAACGGGAGCCGGUUCAGGCAUUGGUCGAUUGAUUGCCAUUGAAUUGAGUAAAAGAGGAUGUAUUUUGUUGCUAUUAGAUAUCAAUCCAGUAUCACUUGAAGAAACUGCCUCAAUAAUUCGAAAUUCAAAAGGGAAGUCAUACAAAUAUGUCUGUGAUCUAUCAAUAAGGCAAAAUAUUCAUGAUACCAUGGCUAAGAUAGCAAAAGAUAUAGGAGAUGUUGACAUUUUAAUAAACAAUGCUGGCAUUGUAACAGGAAAAAGCAUUCUGGAUGCAAGUGAUGAAGAAAUUGAAAAAACAUUAGAUAUUAACUUGAUGGCUCAUUUUUGGUUGAUCAGGAGUGUUUUGCCAUCCAUGCUAGCUAGAAACCAUGGUCAUAUUGUAACCAUAGCAAGUGUUGCUGGAUUAGCAGGUAUUAAUAAAAUGACAGAUUACAGUGCCAGUAAAUUUGGUGCUGUAGGUCUUGAUGAUUCUCUUAGACAGGAGAUCAUUCAUCUUAACAAAACUGGAGUAAAAACCACUUGCAUAUGUCCGUAUUAUAUUAACACUGGAAUGUUUCAUGGUGUCAAAACUAAAUUUCCAAAAAUUACUCCUAUAUUAAAGCCAGAGUAUGUUAGCCAUAAAAUAGUUAAAGCCAUAUUAACAGAUCAAGUCAUUCUCGUUAUUCCUAAAAUAAUUCAUUUGCUCUUGAUGCUUAAAUCAUUGUUGCCGACAAGAGGUUUCCAAGCAGUCUGCGAUUUUUUUGAAGUUAACAAGGACAUGGCAAGUUUUAGGGGAAGACGCGGAAAUAUGUAA